AUGUCACUAGAUGAGUACGAAUUGGAAAAAAGAAAACAAAUAAGUGUUCGAGGAAUCGCGGAAGUCGAAAAUGUCUCUAAUCUAAAAACCUCUUUUAAUCGGCAUCUUCAUUUUGACAUAGUUAAAGAUAGAAAUGUCGCCACGCCCCGUGAUUUUUACCUUGCUCUCGCAAAGACCGUCUGGGAUCAUCUCUGCUCCCGAUGGAUUCGUACUCAACAAGCCUAUUUCCGGGAAGAUCCUAAGCGCGUGUAUUACUUAUCAAUGGAGUUCUAUAUGGGUCGUACGUUGACUAACACCAUGAUGAACGUUGACAUUACCGCAGCCAUCGAUGAAGCUCUUUACCAGAUGGGUCUGGAUAUAGAGGAACUGGAAGAAAUUGAAACUGACGCUGGACUGGGUAAUGGAGGUCUCGGUCGCCUUGCUGCCUGCUUCCUUGAUUCUAUGGCAACUUUAGGAUUGGCUGCUUACGGGUAUGGUAUUCGCUACGACUACGGUAUCUUCGAACAGAAAAUUGAAAAUGGGUGGCAGGUUGAGGAGCCGGACGAGUGGCUGCGCUAUGGUAAUCCCUGGGAGAAGGGUCGACCCGAAUAUUGCUAUCCAGUGAACUUUUACGGGCAUGUGGAGGAUGCGGGGGAUGGUAAACGCAAGUGGAUUAAUUCGGAGGCUGUUUUUGCCAUGCCCUAUGAUACUCCGAUUCCCGGCUAUCGUAACAACACUUGUAACACUCUGCGCCUUUGGUCAGCCAAGGCGCCUUCGGGCUUCGAUCUACGAAUUUUCAACACUGGUGCUUACAUUGAUGCUGUUUUUGGCCGUAACUCCGCGGAAAAUAUAUCACGAGUUCUCUAUCCUAAUGACAACUUCUUUGAGGGUAAAGAACUACGUCUAAAACAGGAGUAUUUUCUUGUGGCUGCUACACUCCAGGAUAUAAUCAGAAGAUAUCGGGUUACUGAUCAUGGUCAAAGGUCCUUAGAAAACUUUCCAAACAAAGUAGCCAUUCAGCUUAAUGAUACGCACCCGUCCUUUGCGAUUCCUGAACUUAUGCGCAUUCUCGUUGAUGUGGAAGGAAUGGAGUGGGAGAAGGCUUGGGAUAUCACUUGCGCCACUUUUGCCUAUACAAAUCACACAGUUCUUCCUGAAGCACUAGAGCGCUGGCCUUGUUCUCUGUUGGAAAACAUUCUACCGCGUCAUUUGGAAAUCAUCUAUCGUAUUAAUCAAGAAUUUUUGGAUCUGAUGCUUACGAAAUGGCCAGGUGACAUGGAUCGCCUUCGACGAAUGUCGAUAAUUGAGGAGGACGGAGAAAAACGCGUCAAUAUGGCUUACCUCUGCAUCAUAGGCUCCCACGCCGUGAACGGUGUCUCUGAAGUCCAUACCGAGAUCAUCAAGAAUGACGUCUUUCACGACUUUUAUGAGAUGUGGCCAGAAAAAUUCCAAAAUAAGACAAACGGCAUCACGCCAAGACGAUGGCUUCUCUUGUGUAAUCCCUCCCUAUCUGAUGCGAUUAUGGAUGCCAUGGGAGACGAUAGUUGGAUUACUAACUUUGAAAAACUGAAGGAUCUCUCAACUCUUGCAAACAACAUUCAGUUCCUACAAAAUUUGAUGCGUAUCAAACGCGAAAACAAAGCCAAAUUUGCAUCUUACAUGGAACAACAUUACAAAGUUAAGAUCGAUCCCUCAACCCUCUUUGACUUUCAGGUGAAGCGCAUCCACGAAUACAAACGCCAGUUGCUGAACUGCUUCUAUGUGAUCGCUCAGUACAACCGGAUUAAGGCGAAUCCAAAUUUGAAAAUGGUGCCGCGCACCGUCAUGAUUGGUGGGAAGGCGGCGCCUGGCUAUCAUAUGGCCAAGUUGAUAAUAAAACUCAUCACCUCCGUUGGCAGUGUGAUCAACAACGACCCUAUUGUGCGUGGGAGACUGAAGCCAUUCAUCCGAACGGUGGAGGGAAUUGUACCUCUCCUUGGUGGUUGA
Molecule: messenger RNA, 1965 nt
Organism: Hydatigera taeniaeformis
Lineage: Eukaryota; Metazoa; Platyhelminthes; Cestoda; Cyclophyllidea; Taeniidae
Source: the annotation of a GenBank genome assembly